Puccinia triticina is the source of this 1209-nucleotide messenger RNA. RefSeq lists its product as uncharacterized. The record is from RefSeq and is a predicted model, not a curated record. Gene Ontology annotation, cellular component: Golgi membrane. The coding region runs from base 1 to 1209 and encodes 402 amino acids. Lineage: Eukaryota; Fungi; Basidiomycota; Pucciniomycetes; Pucciniales; Pucciniaceae. The transcript is spliced from 5 exons. Gene Ontology annotation, biological process: vesicle-mediated transport; mitotic spindle elongation.
AUGUCCAAGAUUUUUCUGAAAAAAUGCCAAGUUUUUUCCUGCAUGGAUAAGUUAGCCUCCCUGGUUACCAACUCGAGCAACCACUCGGCGAGGACGACUGGAUUUCCAGGAACCUUAUUAUCCACCCGGCUCUUCAAAGAAACCUCGGCUCGAUUAUCCAGCCAGCUCUCCAACCCGGCCACUUCAGCUUUCAGGAUGCCGUUCUUAGCCGGGCUACAACCACAGAACGUUCAACAGAAAGCUCGACUGGCCUACCACAACUUCAGAGAAUGGUUUGAUGAACUGAGUAUAGUCGCCAAAAUAUUCACUUCUUGCUAUCUAGCACUCAACCUCUUACUCUUCCUGGCACUCAUCAUUCUCACCCCCUCGUGGAUCUUUGCACGACUGGCUCGCUGGGCAAUCAAUUUAAGGGAGCUCACACUCGGUCCAUUCUAUUUGAUCUUCUUCCUCACCAUCGCUAGCUUUCCUCCAGUGAUCGGCUAUGGUACUCUCACAACACUUUGCGGCUUCACGUAUGGUUGGUUUUGGGGCUGGAUCCUGGCCAGUGUGGGCUGCUUAUGCGGAAGUGCUACCAGUUUCGUAGUACUGCGCAAAAACCUGCCCCGUUUUCAGCAUUGGUUGUCUAAACAACCCAGGUUCGCCGCACUCAGACAAGCAGUCGCUGUGAAGGGAUUGCCACUGAUUUGCUUGAUUCGACUAUGCCCCUUCCCUUUCACAUAUAGCAACCUAUUUUUUGCAUCCCUCACAACUUCAUGUGGCUUACAAGACUUCAUGAUUGCUACCCUGGCAACAACGCCCAAGUUGCUACUACACGUGUUCAUCGGAGCAAGAGUGUUUCAUCUAUCAGAUCCGAGCUCAACGCACCGAUUAGAUAACUUAACCAUCGCUCUGAAUAUCUUUUACAUCGUUGCUGGUGCUUCCCUAGGCGCGGCAGUCUCAUAUUACCUCUACCAAGCGACGAUGGCUCAAGCCGGACAGAUCAGUCUUGCAUUGGAUGACGAGGCGAGGGUCGGUGGUCCCGGUGGCGAUCGACUGAGAACAUUAGAUGAAGAGGAAGAAGAGAUUAGGAGAGAACUUUUGGGCGCUGAGGCUGGCGACUCGGAACGUCAGUGGGAUGUUGAGUUUGACGACUUCGAUCAAGACGAUGAGGAGGGUCAAACAACUAUCAAUUCCGAUGGGAAACCCUCCAAACCUCAUCCAGGAACCUAA